ACGUCAUCAUUUUUUAAAAAGCCCACGAUAACGCGUGUUUGGUUCCAGUGCUAAAUUGUUCAAGAAAUGUUCUAUUUAAGAAAGAGUUAUUUUACAUUCAGGAUUUUGCAUAACCAAAUUCACCAUAUGCAUAAUUUUAUUCAUUUCUGUCGGUCAUAAGGCUUAUGAUUCAUUGGCAACUCAACAUUUAACAAUAACUCAACAAUAACUCGCAAUGGGGUGUGGUACCUCGCAAGAAAAGUCUGAUCCACAACUCGAACCAGAGACAACGAGUGUGACCACUUCUAUCGAUCCAUCGGAAGCGGACCGCGAUGAGGACAGUUUCGCAGUUCCUACCUCCCAGAAUGUAUCUAGUGGAUCAGAGUCCGAAUCUAUGCCUAGAUCUCGCACUUCCGUUAAAGGACGUAAACUUGUAAAACAACAAGGACUUGUGAAAUCUGGCACUUCCGUCAAAGACCAUAAAAAUGUGAAAUCUCUCACUCCCGGUGAAGAACAGGGACGUGUGAAAUCUCGCACUCACAGUCGAGAACAUGGAUUCGUAAAAUCUCCCACGCCCAGUGAAGAAUAUGUACAUGUGAAAUCUCACUCUCCCAGGAAAGAACAGGAACAUGUGAAAUCUAGCUCUCCCAGUGAAAAACACGGACAUAUGAAAUCGCGUACUCCCGUUGAAGAACAGGGACAUGUGCAAUCUCCCGCGCCCAGUGAAGAGUAUGUAUAUGUGAAAUCUCCCACUCCCAGGAAAGAACACGGACAUGUGAAAUCUAGCUAUCCCGAUGAAGAACGGGGACAUGUGCAAUCUCCAGCACCCAGUGAAGAGCAUGGACAUGUGAAAUCUCCCACUCCCAGGAAAGCGCAUACACAUGUGAAAUCUCCCACUGCCAGUCAAGAAUAUGGACUUGUGCAAUCUCCCACUCUCAGUCAAGAACAUGGACUUGUGCAAUCACCCACGCCCAGUGAAAAGCGUGUGCAUGUCAAAUCGCGUUCUCCCAGGAAAGAACACGGACAUGUGAAAUCUCCCACUCCCAAUCAAAAACAUGGACUUGUUCAAUCUCCCACUCCCAGUCAAAAACAUGGACUUGUUCAGUCUCCCGUUUCCAGUAAAGAACGUGGCCUUGUUCAAUCUCCCACUCCCAGUCAAAAACAUGGACUUGUUCAGUCUCCCGUUUCCAGUAAAGAACGUGGACUUGUUCAAUCUCCCACUCCCAGUCAAAAACAUGGACUUGUUCAAUCUCCCACUUCCAGCCAAGAACAUGGACUUGUGCAAUCUCCCACUCCUAGCGACGAACAUGGAAUUGUGGUGAAAUCUCCCACUGCUGUUCGCAAAACCAGUAAAGAACAGGGACUUGUGAAAUAUCGCACUGCCAGUAAAGAAAAGGGACUUGUGAAAUCUCGCACUUCCAGCAAAGAACUGGGACUUGUGAAAUCUCGCACUUCCAGCAAAGAACAGGUACAAGCGAAAUCUCGCCCUUCCAACAAACAACAGGGACAUGUGCGAUCUCCCACCCCUAGUCAAAAGCAUGGACUUGUUCAAUCUCCCACUUCCAGUCAAGAACAUGGACUUGUGCAAUCUCCCACUCCCAGCGACGAACAUGGACUUGUGCUGAAAUCUCCCAGAGCUAGUCAAGAAAAUGGACUUGUGCAAUCUCGCAAAGCCAGUAAAGAACAGGGACUUGUGAAAUCUCGCACUUCCAGUAAAGAACAGGGCCUUGUGAAAUCUCGCACUUCCAGCAAAGAACAGGCAAACGUAAAAUCUCACCCUCCCAGCAAACAACAGGGACACGUGAAAUCUCCCACUGCCAGCAAAGAGCAGGGACACGUGAAAUCUCGCACUUCCAGCAAACAACACAAGGCUGUACCACAACUUGAACAGGAAUCGGAAAGACAGGAUGCAGCCGAUGCUGUGGACGUGCCAUCUGAUGAAGACCUUUACGCACUCGCUCCCUCCAGAUCUCAAUCUGGUGAAAAUUCUGACGUCAAGCAAGGAUAUUGCACUUCCAGUGACUCCGAAGAUGACCUUCCUCAAAGUAAACAAGUACGUGUACGACGCGACCAUAGCGUAAAGAUCACUAUAACCACCUCUGAAGGUGUUUCUGGAGCAGAAACACGGUCUUACCGGAAAGAUAAUAAAAGAUCGCAGUUUUACAAGCUUUCGGUCGAUUUACGCGAUGAAUCGAAGCGCAGUCGAUCUUCACCUUGGAAGGACCCAACACAACAGACAAUGCAGAAAACACAGAAAAAACAAAAAACACAGAAAGAGGAACUUUACACGGAUCCGGAAUUCCCACAGAAAGUUGCAAUGGACAAUGUCAAACUCCCGGAUGAGAACUAUGUAGUAGGAUGGAAGAGACCCGGGGAGAUUUACAACAAUCCUGUGCUGUUUUCAGAGAAGCCGGACUACAAUAUAAAGCCAUAUAACACUGGUCGGAAACAAGACAGAACCAGUAGGUUUUUGUCCAUGGUUGCUAAUUUGACAGCAGGAUUUAAUUGGCUUGUUACUCAAGAUCACUUCCCGGAAGAUGCUUGGGAACCGAAAACGGGAGUUUUUAAAUGCAGGCUUUUCGAUUUUGGUCAGUGGGAGACAAUUUGCACUGACGACUAUCUUCCUGUGUUUGGUAAUAAACCCGUCUGGGGAGCCGUACCCCACGAGGAGCUGUGGGUGGCACUGAUUGCGAAAUGUUUUGCAAGGUUGAAUGGCAGUUACGAUUCUAUCAUCCACUGUCUGGCUGCGGAUGCGUACGUGGCUCUCACCGGAGGCCUAGCCGAUAGGCUGGACUAUGUCAAGCAGAACGAAUCAUAUGUAAUCGACCGUAUCUGUUAUGCCUUACAGUCUAUGUCGGUGAUCACAUGCUAUAGCCAGAGCAAUGCUCAUGGAUUGGUUGAACAACAUACAUAUUUAAUAAAUGGUUUGAGAGUGGUCAACAAAGAUGAUGACAAGAUGUAUUUACUUAAAAUGAAAAAUGUGUUUGGAGUCGGCGAAUGGACAGGUCCAUGGAGCAGAGGGUCUGAAGAAUGGAACGAUGUGCAAGAAGAUAAUUUUGACAACUAUGCGAAAACCAGAAUGAAUGAACUGAAAGAGUUCUGGAUAUGUGUAUCUGACUUUAAUAAGUACUUUGCGCCUCCGACGAUUUGUAAUCCCCUUAUACAUGUUGACUCGCAUUUUCUUUGCAAACCAUUUGAUCACCUUACAACUAUCUAUGGCCAAUGGAAAGAUUCAUCAAACACGUGUGACAUUUACUUCACCGUAUCAGAAACUGGUAUGUGUUAUAAAAACUUCGUUCCAAUGUACGUACAGCUUAUGCAAGAAAGAACACGAAGAGGCGACCGGCUUGGCAUUAAAUGCGAAAUGUUCACGUGCAACGGUUCUGAAGUGGAGUUGAUGAAAGAUAGCCAAAAGAACUAUGGAUCUGGAAUUCAGGUGUCACAGCUGUACAAACUUCAGCCCAAUGUACGAUAUAUGCUUCGACCGAAAGCCUACAAACUAGUGCCAGGAAGACAGUUCCUGAUUCGAUUAUUCACAGCUGAACCAUUAACAGAAUUGAAGUACAUGUAAGUAACUGUUUUUAUAGAUUCAG
Messenger RNA from Gigantopelta aegis, 3572 nucleotides. Its product is annotated as serine/arginine repetitive matrix protein 1-like. Gene Ontology annotation, molecular function: calcium-dependent cysteine-type endopeptidase activity. Gene Ontology annotation, biological process: proteolysis. The coding region runs from base 215 to 3550 and encodes 1111 amino acids. The record is from RefSeq and is a predicted model, not a curated record. Lineage: Eukaryota; Metazoa; Mollusca; Gastropoda; Neomphalida; Peltospiridae. The transcript is spliced from 11 exons.